ACACACACAACGUCUUGCGCUCUUCAAGCGACAACAGCUUAGUUUUUUGCUUCGUUAAACCCAAAAAAAACAAACACACACAACUCACACAAAAUGUCUGUUCAAAUGUCGGAAAUGUCAAAAACCUAUCAAUACCGCAAAGUAAUGAAACCCAUGUUGGAACGUAAACGCCGUGCCCGCAUCAACAAAUGCCUGGAUGAGCUGAAGGAUUUAAUGGUGGCCACUUUGGAGUCGGAGGGUGAACAUGUAACCCGUUUGGAAAAGGCCGAUAUUUUGGAGCUGACCGUAACCCAUUUGCAAAAAAUGAAACAACAACGUUUGGCCAAGGCCUCCAGUGGAGCCAGCAAUACCAUGUCCCAAUCGGAGGGCUUCCGUUCCGGUUACAUUCAUGCCGUCAAUGAGGUGUCACGUUCCCUGUCCGAGCUGCCGGGUGUCAAUGUCAGUCUGGGCACUCAACUGAUGACACAUUUGGGCCAGCGCCUGAAUCAGCUACAACCACCAGUUAAGCCAUCGCUGCCUUUGAGUACCCCGCUCUCCGUGCAAAUUGGCGCCCCCAGCUUCAAGGGUCAAUAUACCGUGCCCAUUUCACCUGUGUCCAGUUACAGCAGCAGUCCCAACUCAAGUGUGGGCAGUGAGAAGCAAUCCAACUCGCUGCUGACCACCUGUCCCAGUACACCGGCCAUUGAUGUGACCAGCAUUGAUGUCGAUGUUGAUGAAGAGGAUGAGGAAAAUGUAUGGCGUCCUUGGUAAACAAAACAACAAACCAUGGCCAAAUAGCCAACCACCCACCAAACCAAGUCUUCCACAAUGUUUUGCAACCGCCAACAGGUUCCUGACAUCAAUCAACCCACCCAAACAACACAACCAACAAAAAAGCUUUAAACAAACAAACACUGAGAGGAAAAGAGAUCGAGAGAAAAUGGAGAGAAGCCAUUGAUCAUUAGCCACUAGAUUUAAUUAUUAUUUUUUAUUAUUAUUGUUUAACUUUAGUUUAAUCCAACUUGUGAUAGAGUUUAGUAAAGCCUUCCAAUUCCACACACACACACAUAUACACAUCUUACUUACACUCACAUACAUACACACAAUCAUUGUUAAUUUAUUUAGUUUUGUAAGGAAAAAAAAAAACAUUAUUUAAAAAAGCAAAAUAACAAAAACAAAUAUUGAAAAGAAAA
This is a messenger RNA of Musca domestica (house fly), 1172 nucleotides long. It is a transcript of the gene E(spl)mgamma-HLH, whose product is annotated as enhancer of split mgamma protein. Gene Ontology annotation, biological process: regulation of transcription by RNA polymerase II; regulation of neurogenesis; anterior/posterior pattern specification. Gene Ontology annotation, molecular function: RNA polymerase II cis-regulatory region sequence-specific DNA binding; DNA-binding transcription factor activity, RNA polymerase II-specific; protein dimerization activity. The coding region runs from base 94 to 750 and encodes 218 amino acids. Lineage: Eukaryota; Metazoa; Arthropoda; Insecta; Diptera; Muscidae. Gene Ontology annotation, cellular component: nucleus. The transcript has a single exon. The record is from RefSeq and is a predicted model, not a curated record.